Molecule: messenger RNA, 11980 nt
Organism: Malaclemys terrapin pileata
Lineage: Eukaryota; Metazoa; Chordata; Testudines; Emydidae
Gene: PGBD5
Product: piggyBac transposable element derived 5
Exons: 7
Coding region: 2201-4072 (623 amino acids)
Biological process (GO): non-replicative DNA transposition
Cellular component (GO): nucleus
Molecular function (GO): transposase activity
Source: RefSeq, a predicted model, not a curated record
UUGUGGAUUCAAUAUAAAAUAGAUUCAAUUUGUAAGGAGAAAUACAAGUAUUUUAUUUCCUAACUGCCAGCACAGCAAACUGGCGUCUGCGAAUCAAUCAUCAUCACCAGUCAUCAUCACCAGUAAUAAAGUUUUUGCAGUUCCAGUUAUGUCCUCAGAGAUAACUGUGUGACUCCAUAGUCUUCAAAUGAUUAUCUCAAUUAUAUUUAAUUUAUUUUCCUUCACUUUGUUUUAUCUUAUGCCAUCAUAUUGCUAUUUAAAUUAGUUGUAGGUGUGUAUAUGCCUGUUGGAACAACUGCUAUUUUAUACCAUAUUAUUCAUUAAACACAAGAAAAGCAUUUUAAAAGCUCAGUCCUGCAAGGUGCUGAACGUUCUGGCCUCAAUCCUGCAAUUUUGGAAGCAAUCGUGCUUAACUUUAAGUGUGUGCAUAGUCUCACUGUAGUCAAUGGAUCUAUUCAGAUGAUUCAAAACAGAGAUAUGCUUAGGUGCUUUGCUGGAUUGGGGCCAGAGUGCUAGGUCUCCCAAACUCAAGCCCACUCAACCCCCUAGGCUUGAUCUCAAGUGACUAGCCCAAGUAGUCACAAGAGACUCAAUAUCCACACUGCUAUUUUAAGUGUGCUAGUAGCCCCAUUAGCUUGAGUCUGGCUACCCAGACUGGGGGGCUUGCUCCCAGCUGCAGUGUAGACAUACUCACAGAGUCAAGCCCUUGCUUAUAGGUUUACUUAUUCUUCAGUAGUCAUUCUGUUGUGCAAAACAGCUAGUUCCUGUGAACUCUGUGAAUCUUAAUCCCAGCUGUUUUUGGAUCAGUGAAAAAAUAAAUUUAUGGUGUUACAAAAUUGUUAACUGUGUGUACCCACAUGAUGGAGAUCAUGAUGAGUUGGUUUUGAGUCACCAUGGCCAGGAUCCAAAUCUCAUUGGAUUCAAUGGGAAUCCUUCCAUUAACUUUGAUGAGAGGUGGAUCAGGCCCCAUAUAUUGUUUAUACAUAGUGUUCCUUUACAUUCAUUUGUUGUAGUAGGCCUUAGUUACAGCUGGUUUUGUAGUAUUUGUUUUACUAUUGCCCAGCUCAGAAUGCAUUAUUUGCUAUAGUAAAUUGUAACACAACCAGUAUAGAUUUUACUGUCAUAAUUAUCCAGUAAGUCAGUGGGAAAUAUUUUACUACAGAAUGGUAGCUUUUAAACACCCCUAAAACUAUCCUUGAAGUACUCACAUGGGCAACCUAUAGAGCAGUGGUCCCCAACAUGGUGCCUGCGGGUGCCAAGGUGCUUGCCAGGGCAUCUAUGUGCACCCGCGUACUGGCCGGCGGACGAGCAUCCUCCGCAAUGCCGCUGAUAACGCCUCUGGAGGACGCUGCUUGUCGGCAACAUUUCGGCGGCGACACCUAUUGACAUUGCUGCUUCUCAGCGGCAUUUCAGCGGAUGCUUGUUCGCCGGCCAUAGUCCGUGGUGGCGAAAAAGGUUGGGGACCACUGCUAUAGAGAGUGUGCCCUUUUCCCUCCUCCCAUUUUUUCCAGGCUCAGUAGGGUUUGCACUCAUAUUUCAUUAAGGUGGCUCUCAUCAGUAUGAAAGUGACUUAGCUAUAGAUUAAUGCAAGCAAAAUCGAUUGCACACCCUAUUUUGGAGGAAGAAGGUGUGAUAGAAUAGAGAUCAUUAUGACCCUCAUACACCUCAACUCGGUUUAAGGGCCUGUGUGCUUUUCUGUGUCUUUCCUGCUUCUCCCACUGAUUCCUGUUGCUUGUCACAAUCCCCCUCCCGGCGCUCAGCCAUUAUGUAACGAGCACUGCCACACCCCGGGGACCUAGAGGGAUUUCACUCUCUUCCCAUUGUCAAUGAAAAGUCUCAGCCGCAAGUUGGACACGCACGCUGCACUGGGGCUUCUGGGGCGGGUGGGCUUCAGCACCCCUGUCCGCGGACAGCUCCGUGCGCCGCGGGAGCUGAGGGGUGGGCAAGGAAGCGCAGCUCCCGCAAGGCUGCUCUCUGCUGGGGGAAGAAGCGGAAAAACUCCGUCCACUCCUCCAGGGUCUCAUCGGGGCGGGGUGGAGCGGGACCCGACCCCUCCCGGCGGCGGCUCUCCCAAAGAGGCUCUGUGAUUUUAAAUGCGCCGAGACCCGCCCCUUCGGGGUGGGGCGUGGGCGGGUCAGGCCGGCCGGGGCUGCCAUAUAACCCCACCUCUUGGGUGAGGACUGCGGCUAUAAUUGGCUGGAUGUGGUAUUUGGAGAUGCUGAGCUGGCUCCUUCCCCCCAUGUCCCUGCACACACACAGGGGUGGGUUGCGCGGGCGGCAGAGGGAGGCAGGGCUGGGUGGCGGCGGCGGCGGCUCUGCCACUCCCUGCCUCCCUACCUCGCUGUCCGAGCCGCUCUCGCUACUGGGCUGCUGCCUGCGGCCGGGCGAGGCGGCGGAGCCGGGCCGCGGGGAGCGGGGGCUGCUGCUGCUGUCGGCGGCGGCGGGGAUGAUGGCGGAGGGCGGCGGCGGGGGGCCGCGGCGGAAGGCGCUGUCCCUGCUGGAGGCGGCCCGCUCCCGCUACGAGAGCCUGCAGAUCUCGGACGACGUGUUCGGGGAGUCGGGCCAGGACAGCAGCGGGAACCCCUUCUACAGCACCUCGGCCGACUCCCGCUCCGCCUCCUCCCAGGACGAGGACGAGGAGCAGCUCGCGGCUGCGGAGGGGCCCGUCCCCCGGGGGCGCCGUGUUCCCAGGGCGGUGGCGGCGGAGCGGCAGCAGGUUCCCGGCGGCGGCGGCAGCCCCGGCCCCACGGAGAAGGAGGCGGAAGAGGAGGGGGGCUGGACCCCGACCCUGCGAGACGCCCCACCCCCAGACUUCAAGGAUAGCUUCGGUCCAACCCAUAAAAUGCCCCCAACUGCCAGUGCCAUGGACUUUUUUCAGCUCUUUGUCCCUGACAAUGUACUAAAGAACAUGGUGGUACAAACCAACAUGUAUGCCAAGAAGUACCAGGAGAGAUUUGGCAAAGAUGAUGCCUGGAUGGAAGUCACGCUAACAGAAAUGAAAGCCUUCCUAGGCUACAUGAUCUCAACAAGCAUUCACCACUGUGAGUCUGUCCUCAGCAUUUGGAGCAGUGGCUUCUACAGCAACAAGAGCAUUGCGCUGAUCAUGACACAGCCACGGUUUGAGAAAAUCCUGAAGUACUUCCACAUUGUGGCCUUCCGUUCCAGCCAGAUGACACACGGCCUCUACAAAAUUCAGCCUUUUCUGGACUCUCUGCAGCAUGGCUUUGACUCUACUUUUAGGCCUUCCCAAACCCAGGUGCUACAUGAACCGCUGAUCGAUGAGGACCCAGUUUUCAUUGCCACAUGCACAGAGCGGGAGCUACGCAAAAGGAAAAAGCGGAAAUUCAGCCUGUGGGUUCGGCAGUGCUCAUCUACUGGUUUCAUCUGUCAGAUAUAUGUCCAUCUAAAAGAAGGAGGCGGUGCUGAUGGACUGGAUGCUUUGAAGAACAAGCCCCAACUCCACAGUAUGGUGGCCAAGAGCCUUUGUCAGAAUGCGUCAGGAAAAAACUACAUCAUCUUCACUGGCCCUAGCAUUACCAGCCUGAACCUUUUUGAAGAGUUUGAGAAGCAAGAGAUUUAUUGCUGCGGAUUGCUGAGUUCCAGAAAAAGUGACUGCACAGGCCUACCUCCAUCAAUGCUGCAUAACCCAGAUGCACCUCAGUCCAGAGGGCAGUACAGAAUAAAGAUGAAGGGAAACAUGUCCCUGAUCUGCUGGUAUAACAAAGGGCAUUUUCGUUUUCUCACUAAUGCCUAUUCUCCAGUUCAACAAGGAGUUAUAAUUAAGAGAAAAAGUGGCGAGAUCCCAUGCCCGUUGGCAGUAGAAGCUUUUGCUGCUCAUCUUAGCUAUAUCUGCAAAUAUGACGACAAAUACAGCAAGUAUUUCAUUUCUCAUAAACCAAACAAGACCUGGCAACAAGUGUUCUGGUUUACCAUCAGCAUUGCCAUAAACAAUGCCUACAUCCUCUACAAAAUGUCAGAUGCCUAUCAUGUGAAAAGGUACAGCCGGGCACAGUUUGGUGAGAGACUUAUAAAGGAGCUGCUGGGCUUGGAGGACACCUCACCUUCUCAUUGAUGCAUUAUUCCUUGUGGCUUAGGUAUGGGGUGGAGGGGGAGCAGAAGAGGAGACCACAGCUCUGGAAUGUCAAAGCAGGGAACUCAUGACAUCACCAAUGCCGCUCCCUAUAGGAAAAAGACAGUGAUGCCAGUAGAGAGGUGGAGACUUUGUUAAAAGUAGCAGCUGGCUGUUGAAUGUCCUACAGAGAGAGCCACAGGAAGUCAACACACAACUGCAUCUGUGAAUGCUCUGCGGGUACCUGUCCAUCCAAAAAGAUUUAAGUUAGUAGCCAUUAGUCUGCCAUAUCUGUUGAACAGGGUCAUCUUGUAAGGCUUCCAUAGGGCUUAUCACGAGCUUGCCACAAAGGGAUGUAGCUCAGUGGUCCUAUGUGGGCAUUACCAAAACUCUGCCUUGUCUGGAGUUCUUUAACUGUGGGACAAGCAAUGUUGUGUCAUGGAUAACAAUGCCUGACACCUUGUAAGGAAUCAUGACAUGGUUAAAGAGAAACAACAUAGAUUUAUAUGUUCUUCACAAGUAUAUUGACAGAUUGACCUGUAACAGGCAAAGACAACAAAGACAGAGUAACAGUUAAGAACUUUUUUUUUUAUUAGUGUAAGGCAAUCAGAUUGCAGUAUAGGAAUAAAACGUUUAGGGGGAAAUUAAACAUCUUGGAGAAUCUUAAAAUAAAAGUCUGAGUGAAAUUUUAAAAAUCAUGGGGAAAGCUGAAUUGAUGCACAUAGUUUAACAAAUAAAUGAGGUAAUACUGCCUGCCACCAUAGCUUCAAUAUUGCUGGUGUGUAGGUGAGAAAUCUCAGAGUAACAACUAACAACUAUAUUUUCUUUGAUUUCAGUUGUAGCUUCAGGUUCUUCUAAGUGUUGCUUAAGAUCUACCUUCAUGGACUAUUUUUUCAUUUUCCCACUUUUUUUUUUUAAAUAUCAAGACAGAUAUUCUUCAUCUUAGAUCUUCAUUUCCUAUUAACACACAUUUGGCAAGCAAAAAUAGUUCACCGAUAGCAGUGCGUUUUGCGUUUUCAUGGUUGGGUGUUCUGUAGGAAUCCUUCUUAGAAUUUGAGAUGCGUCACAGUAGCUGUACUUUUGCAAAUUAUAUGUUUAGAAAAAUAGUGUGUCAUUGUAAAAAACUGUUCAGGUGCAACCAGACGUUGACAUCACUGAAGCAGAACAAAACCCAAAUGCUUUCCUUGUUCUGAGUGACUUUCUGGAAGCUAGAACCAUUAAGAAUUAGUGCAGCCUAGUGCCACUGGCCAGUAUUGACAAGACUCAUUAGCUGAAUGUUUUCAACACAAUACCGAGUUCACUGCCACCAGGACGCUUCAGUGGGGAAAGCAAAAGGGGAGAGAGGUCUGAUGGCAGGAGGCAAAAACCCAGCGCUGGAGUAAAAUACCUAAUACUAUGCCUUAGUUGGCAGAAAUAGGUGGUAUUUAUUAGCACUCUGGAGAUAGAUCAACAAAGACCAUAUAUUCAAAUAAGCUGCCUAAAGCGCAUCACUGAAAUCCAUUUUCAGAGAUGCUCAGAACCGACCACUCUCAACCUGUGAAAAUCAAGCCCCUCAUUGUAAUGCCUGACUUUAGCCAACCACGUUUGAAAAAUAUUGGCCUAAACUAUCACGUAAAGAUUAGAUGACAUGCUCAUUGUGCCCUGUAACUUCAAAAUUUUGCCAAAAUUUAUUCUGAAGAGUUGGUGCUAGUUACAUAGCUAGAAUUACCAAGAAAAGAACAUUGGGAUGAGAUCUGGUUGGAACUUUCAUAAACAGACAGCUUCCCCACAGCAACCGCGUGAUCAGAGCAACCUUCCUUCCUUUGUCUGCAGUGAAAGAACAUUGCUGAGAAAGGAUGAGCCCAAUCCUCCAACACGCUGAGUAUCUCCUGUAAGGGUCUGAGUUCCCCAACUCUCACUGAUAUCAAUGGUAGCUAAGGGCUUUCCUCACCUCACAGGAGGACAUUUUAUAGGAGUAAGCCCCAGACCAACUAGAUGUGUUACACCUGUUCUCUCAGCACUUGGCCCUAACAUAGGGUCUGAUUCAAAACCAUUUUGCAGUCUUUUCAGUGAUGUCAGUGGAUCAAGCCCAUCUACUACAGCAACUGCUUUUUAAAAUAAAUAAAUACAUAAAUAAAUAGUUGGAAAACAGUUUCCCACUGGUUUGUUCUGCUCACCAUACAGAUUGCGUGAGCUAAAAUUUUACCAGGUCCUAGUUUUACCUCAGGGAUUGGCUCCUGAGUAGUUCUCCCUUAUUUUGGUGUUGACAGGCCGAUUACACAGUGGCUGGCUGAUUAUUAUUAUUAUUAUAGGAAAGAUGCUUUUUUCCCCCUCCCGCGCAAAGGAGAAGAACUGAGACAGAAACAAAGUAUUGCUUUGCAAUGAGUUUCAGUCCCCCACCCCCUCCCCCAAGUGUCUCCCACAACCUUGAACUGGCUUCCUUAAGAUGCCUAGAAAUUCAAUAAAAGAACAAGCAAAAACACCACACAACCCACCCCACCCUAUAUAAAAUGACUCAAAACUGGGUUUCACAGCCUAUAAGCAACAUUCACCAAAGUAAAACUUAGCCUGUGCCAAUAAAAUGACUGUGAUCCACUAUAUCUUUCCCAUUAUAUUUAUCUGGAAGGAGGAAGGAUGGGGAUAUUGUGGGAUUUGGUUUUGUUGUUGUUGUUAAAAAGCAUCUCGCAAUUUCUCUUUAAAAUAUUACAAAAACCUUUUCUUGGUUAAAACAAUUUAGUGUCGACAGCAGUUCAGACCUCAGUCUUUAGUCAUUCCCUUGCUGUACAUUAGAUUUUGUGAUUUCCCCCACCCGACCACAGAAAUACGUGGCUGUUCCUUCGUUUCAGAAGUCAAUAAAAGCAAAGGGCUAAGUGUCAGAGGAUUGCAAGAACACUGUUGAUGACAACCUUGUAUGAGCAUGGAUGCCAAUGACAAUGCGUAAACAUGGUUUGUGUGAUGGCUUGUACCAUCAGAUUGGAUAUGGUUAAGUAUCCUCAAGCCAUUCUGGUUAAAGACCUUAAAGCUCAGCAUUAAUUAAAAACUGAGGGAAAUGCCAACUACCUGAGAUCAGCUUCUCUCUACCUCUGAGAAAGGGGACAUUGAAAGUGGAGCAGAUGGGGGGAGGGAAAGUUGUCCCUCUUCUAUUACAUUUGUUUUCAUUCAGUAUACAAUUCCUAGCAUUGGCAAUUCUUUGUUCACCACAGCAUGCAGACUGCUUCAAAGAAUUAAAGUGAGACAGUGCAAUAUGCAGACAAUAUUCUAUGCACAGCACCUCUUCCAAGGAGUUUUCAUGUCCUGUCAAGACAUGUAUUUGAAAAAAGGUUCAUUAUGGUGUGAAACAUUUAUAUAACAUUCACUGAAGCUAAAAGCCAGUGUCAAAUAGUGUUGUAUUAUAGUUUGCUCCACCGUGGAAAACUAUUGUAAGGGCUCCCUGGAACUCUGACCCUGUAGCUUUUUAUCUUAGCCCAUUUGUGCACUUGAAAAGAAAGGGAAUGAUUUAAAGAGACAUCUCUCCUGUUUCCCUUUUUGCUCAGUAGUUCUGGCUAUGUUCGAUCUAAGCAUCUCUCUUAAUCCCUGCCUCUAUUUCUUUUUCAUUAACAGAUAUUUUAAGAACCCAGAUUUCUCAGUGUCACUAAAUAAUUGAUUCAGCGAUAUCAUUUUUGGGUUCUUAUACAUCUCACAAAAGAGAGAGACAUUUCUCUGUUUCCACAGUUACACAAAGGGCACUGAAUCAGAACCAGCAUUUUCAUUCCUGACCUCCAGCAACCCUUACUUUGUUCCUUUUAUAACAGAGGUUUGUUCUUCUAACAGCUACCUAAUGGGUGCUUUCUUGAGUUGGCAGGUAAUGAGGCCUCUGUUAGGGCAAUUCUAUGCUUCCUUUAGGUAUAUGUCACGUUAGGAGCUGAUUUUAGUGGUGGUUUCGGGAAUACACUGCACUGUAAUAACAUUUUGCACUUCUAUAAUGUCUUCCAUCUAAGGAUCUUGAAGUGCUUUAGAAUAUGAACUUUAAUUAGCCCCUCACUAUACCCCUGCGAAGGGGGCAGGAAGUAUCAACAUUCCCCAUUUACAAAUGGGGAAACAGACACAGAGAGGGUAAGUGAUUUACCCAAGGUCACUCCAGAAAGUCUGUGGUAGAGCUGGGAAGUGGACUUGAUUCUCCCAACUCCCAGUCCUUAGGACUGCAUGUGAUUUUUUUAGAAAUUUAUAGUUUUUAUUCAUAGGCCCAGAGGUCAAACUAGAUGUAUUUUUCUAUACUAGAAAAAUAGAUGAAAGGAACUUAACAAGACCAGCCUUCCCCUUUGGAGUAGGGGCAACAUGACUCAGUCACCUCACUAAUUUCAUUUCUCACAAUGCAUUGUGAGCCUCCGCCAAAGCCCACUGCAGUCACUGGAAAGAUUCCCAUUGAAUUCAGUGAGCUUUAGAUGAGACCUAUGGACUUGACUGGGGGAGCCCAGAGCAGGGAGACAAAGAGAGGGUCUGUAAUUCAGAGAACAACAUACAAUGUAGUGCAACCCAGCCAAGAAGAGAAACAGUUACUAACAAUUAUCUCUAGUAAAAAAAAUUAAAAAAAAGUCUAGGUUAAAUAGAUUUCCCAUCCUUCUCUGCUAUGGAAUUCCCAUGGAGCCAAACGCUCAUCUAAGUCUGAGCUCCAAAGAGAAAGCCAACAACAUUUACAGAGCAAAGCAGCUUUGUUGUAUCUUAAAAUAUGUAUAUAUUUGGCCUGCCUUUGAAUAGGGAUCUUUGCAAAUAUCCUUCUAUCAUCUGCUCAAAUGUAAUCGUAUUUACAGUUCUUCUUACUACGUUCCUCCUUGUCUAGGUUACGAUGUAAGGUUACCCUCAACCCCCCCUGUUUUUUGUUCAAAGGCUCAUUAAAAACUAGAGAUGGAAAGGCCCUGUUAGAUCAUCUAGUCCAGGGGUGGCCAACCCGUGGCUCUGGAGCCACAUGUGGUUCCUUGUAUAGGCACAGACUCCAGGGCUGGAGCUACAGGCGCCAACUUUCCAAUGUGCCGGGGUGGGGGGGGUGCUCACUGCUCAAUCCUUGGCUCUGCCACAGGCCCUACCCCCACUCCACCCCAUCCUGCCCCCUCCCCUGAGCCUACCAUGCCCUCGCUACUCCCUCCCCCCCCCCCGAGCCUCCUGAAAGAACUGAUUGAGGGGGAGGCGCUGAUCGGCAGGGCUGCUGGUGGGUGGGAGGCGCUGGGCGCUGAUGGGGGGCUGCUGACAUAUUACUACGUCUCUUUGGCAAUGUACAUUGGCAAAUUCUGGCUCCUUCUCAGGCUCAGGUUGGCCACCCCUGAUUUAGUCCUUGGGGAACAGUGCAGAAUUGGUGCGCUUUAGCUGAUCUAAUUUUAAAGUGUUCCUGUCUGUCAGGUUUCCUCCACGUUGCUUGGGAAACUGGUCUGUAUGCUAACAGAGCUCCCUUUGGAAGCUUUUCCUGAUUAAGAAAAGUCUAUCUUUAUUUUCUUAAUUUCAGCUGUUAUAUGCCCUUGGAUCACAUUAAAUCCUACUAGUUCUUGGUCUACACCUCUCUAAGCUGUAGUUCAUUCUGGAAGGCGAGAGGUCAGACAGAGUUGACCAUCUAAUGUUUUUAUUACUUUGCAAAUGAUACCAUUUUACUUUGAUAUUUUAAUUUUUUUUUUUUUUUGGCAAAGACUGUACCUAUUGCAGUCACUGGGAAGCCCCAACAGUGCUUCCCAAGACAGAUAUCAGAGGUAUCAAAUCCACCAGUGCACUUUUUGAGGCAAUAUUUUCCAUAAAUGUGACUGCUGCCAGAUGGGACCUUGUCAUAGUCUGUUGUACCCCCAUUCAGUCCUCAGCAGCUCUACUGAAACUAUCAUAAGAUCAAAAAGGUAAUAUAUCAAUAGCACUCUUAUGGAGUAAUAACUGCUUGUAUUAGAUGUCAAGGUGGUUCAUACAAUGUGUAGUGUCAAAAUGUCACAAUGUAAACGUCACUCUGCAGAAGUACUCGUUUAGUGUUACUGCAAACAUGGCCCUUUGUUAAGAAGUAUGGGAUUGGGAUGUACAGCCUGAUUGUAGAGGUAAGAAAUCUAACUCCUGGAGCUUGCUGGUCUAAAGGGGGACAUGGUAACUGGUGAAGGGAACAAGGAAUGGGAGAGAUCAGUGUUGGGGUUCCAAGCUUCCUUGAUUAGCAGGUGGUGGAAGGAUGCCUAGUGACAUUCAAACCCGCGCCAUGUCCUGGCCAUGACAGGUGCUCUAGGAGCCACUCUCAGUCCUACAAGGACAGCAGGACAGAUGAGCCCAGUGAGAGGCCGGGGGCAGAUGAAGAACGGAGUAUUCCAAGACCAUGUAACUAUCUAACUCUUGAGUGAGGAAAGGGGACUCAGAGGUUCAACAUUUCUGCUGCAUCUAUCUCCACAUGUGAGAGUGUUCAGACUCCUCCUGGACAAACAGUUUUACACAGAGCAUUUUGUCCUGUGUUCACUGGUCUCAAAGGGCAAAGAACAAAAAGCCUCAAGACGGUCAAGUUGGAGGUCAGACACACUAGGGUCAUCUAUCCCAAAUCCCAACCCACUUGCUGUCAAAGUAACUUUGUGGUAUUGUCCUCCAAUUAAUCGGUGUCCAAGUAUGUGCAAAAAGUGACUAAUGAAGAGCUCACACCUCACCACAACACUGAGGGAAGUUACUUUUUUGAUGGUAAACAAGUUGCAGGUGACUGAUUAUUCAAUUGGAAUUAAUUUUACAACUUGGUUUAGUUAUUCUUGGGUCAUACUCUCCAAUUUACCAGCUAACUUUGAAUCUGGUAGGGGGAAUACAGAGGUAAAAAUAUAUUAGUAGAGUGAGAAGAGAUGUUGGCUAUUAAAGGGGAAAAAAAGGCACACUAAAAGUGUUAGGCCUAACUCAUCGCCUGUCGUAGGGCUACUGAUGUCAAUGAUGGAGUUACAUCUGGCAUGAAUCUGGCUCCCUGUAUGGGGAAAUCAUCAAUAAAAUCCAGAAAUAGUGAUGCGAAAAGUAAUAUGAGCAGCACAUGGCUGCAUUUGGAAGAGAUCAGAUGACAGGAUUAGAGGCUAGGAGUGCAGAGAGAUCCCAGCUGUUCAGCUCCACUACCUGCCCUUCUGUUUUAUGUUGUGGCCUUUUCCCAACCCCCUUUUCACCCCCAUAUUUAAAUAGAAAAGCCAAGAUUUCAUAUCUUUGACACAGCCAGGCAUCCAGCUGCUCUAGCUACAGUGAAGCCAUCGGGUGGCACUUGAUGCCUCUGUUUGGACUAGAAAGGCAGAUUGGCCAUAGGUUUCAGAGUUACAACACCACUGAGUGUCUUAAGAUAGUUUGAAGAGGAGAGUUAAGAGUAACAUUGUAGUAAUGGGAACAAUAGAGAUUCUUCAAGGGAGUCCUACAAGCUAUAAUUCCUUAUUGGUAUGUUUUUUUAACCUGUGCAACUUACAUUCCAUCAAAUGAAAUGACUGUACAGAACACAAGGAUAGUCCGUAGUUCUGUAAGUGCAAUUGAUACACCACUGUUGUCAGUCUGUGCUCACAAACGAUUGCAUUUUAGUUGCAAACUUCCAUUUUCUUCCCAAAACUAGAGUUCUAUUGAAACUGUAAAGACCGUUGAUUAAACGUACAGCGUGGUUUGUUCUCUCUUUGGUUUGAAACUUCUCAGAGCAAUUUUAUAAUAGACAUCUUUCAGAAAAUGUGUGUGGCGCCCCUAUGCAUGGUAAGGCCCACAGCUGCAUUUCUCAGUGUGGCGGGAAACUAUUUUUGUGACAAUGGUUUUUGUUCUACACAAAGGCACGCUUGCAAUAAGUUUUUACAAAUUUUGUACACCAUGAGCUAAAUUCUGAGUUCCAAAAUGUGAAGUGUGGCAACAACAACAACAAAAUGGAUUUAUAGUAUCACUGAAAUCUUGUCAUGUGAUUUUAUUUCUUCAACAAAGUUUGUUUACAAUCAGCAACUUUGAAAUACAGUCAAAAUAUUA